Messenger RNA from Closterium sp. Naga37s-1, 360 nucleotides. The record is from the annotation of a GenBank genome assembly. NCBI's taxonomy places the organism in Eukaryota, Viridiplantae, Streptophyta, Zygnematophyceae, Desmidiales, Closteriaceae.
AUGAAUUCGGCAGGAGUUGUAGUUCCCAGAAGCUUUCGGCUUUUGGAUGAGCUGGACCGAGGGGAAAAAGGUAUCGGCGAUGGUUCGGUGAGCUACGGCAUGGACGAUGCGGACGACAUCUACAUGCGCUCAUGGACGGGAACCGUGAUCGGCCCUAACAACUCUGUGCACGAGGGUCGCAUCUACACAGUGAAGCUUUAUUGUGAUAAGGACUACCCAGAACGGCCACCAACUGUGCGAUUCCAUUCACGCAUCAACAUGCAUUGUGUCAACCAGGAGACGGGUGUGGUGGAGCCAAAGCACUUCCCGCUAUACAGCAGCCUCCGGAAGGAUCAACCUUCUGAUUUUCUGCGCGGUUGA